Molecule: messenger RNA, 1734 nt
Organism: Cercopithifilaria johnstoni
Lineage: Eukaryota; Metazoa; Nematoda; Chromadorea; Rhabditida; Onchocercidae
Source: the annotation of a GenBank genome assembly
AUGGAAAGUAAAACGGAUGUAACGUUUGAUGAUGAGGAGGAAGGCGAAUUGAUUAACUGGAAAGUCACCGAUGACGCUUAUGUAUCUGCUGAUGCCGUCCUUCUUAUUUACAGCAACAAAAGCGGUGAGAAAAAAUCAUUAAAAGCAUCUGUAUCCGGUGUAGUUACUAUCGAUGCUACCAUCAAAAAAGGGCAAAAAUUAAAAAAGGGUAUGAUUAUUGCCAGUUUACGACCUUGUACUCAUGCAAUUGUUAUCAAAGAAAUGUGUGCAUCGUGCGGCAGGGAUUUAAGAUGUAAACCAGGGACUUCUGGAGAUUUGAUGGAAGCCAGUACUGCAAACGUAUCAAUGAUACACCACGUUCCUGAAUUGAUCGUCUCUGAUGAGCUAGCUCGAAAAAUAGGCAGUCGUGAUCGUGAAUUGCUUUUAAAAGCACACAAAUUGGUGUUGUUGGUUGAUUUGGACCAAACACUCAUACAUACAACCAAUCAUACUUUUGAAGUGGACAAAGAUACGGAUGUUUUACAUUACAAAUUGAAAGGAACUAAUUUCUAUACGAAAAUUCGUCCAUAUGCACGCGAAUUUUUGAGACGUAUGGCUGAAAUGUAUGAAAUGCAUAUAAUCAGUUACGGAGAAAGACAGUAUGCGCAUCGUAUUGCUGAGUUUUUAGAUCCUGAUAAGAUAUAUUUUGGCCAUAGGAUAUUGUCACGCGAUGAAUUGUUUUGUGCGAUGUAUAAAACAAAAAAUAUGCAAGCACUCUUUCCAUGUGGUGAUCAUAUGAUUGUGAUGAUUGAUGAUAGGCCUGAUGUUUGGCAAUACUCAGAUGCUCUUAUUCAGGUGAAACCAUACCGAUUCUUCAAAGAAAUUGGUGAUGCCAAUGCGUCGAAGUACGAAAAAGGUGAACGUGUUCAUUCUGAUAGUUAUGCGGAACAGGAUAUGGAAUCAGAGGAUGAUGAAUCAUUAGAAUAUGUUUCAAUUGUUCUUACUAAGAUACACAGGGCUUUCUAUGAAUUGUUUGACGAUGCAAAAGUAAAUCGCUUCCCGGACUUGAAAGGAAUAAUAUCAUAUUUUCGAAAACAAGUAUUGCGUGAUUGUUCAAUAGUAUUCAGUGGCAUUGUACCUGUUGGUGUUGAUAUUAAAAAAACAGAAGCAUACCGAUUAUGUGUGCAGUUUGGUGCAGUUGUUACGGAUAAUGUGAGUAGUUCCACAACUCACGUGAUUGCUGCACGGUGGGGGACAACGAAAGUUUAUGAGGCUAACAAACUACCAAAUAUAUCCAUUGUAAAUCCUAAGUGGUUAUUUGCCUGUGUCGAAAGAUGGGAAAAGGCAGACGAAAAAGAAUUUGAAUUGUUGAAGGAUGAAACACGAAGCGGAGAAAGACUUCAGAGUGGGACUAUCGUCGUUGAUGAAAUUUCAAGGCUACCUACAUUGGGUAAAGAAGCCUUGUCGCUUAUGACUGAUGAAGUUGAUGAAGCAUUAUCGGAAGAUGCAUCAGAUGAUAAUGAUGACGAAGAUUUAGAAGAACAAUCGCUGGCGAGUUCAUCCUCAAAAGAAGAAAUAACUGUGAAAAGAAGAUAUGAAAAAAACGAUGAUGAAAGUAGUGCUUCAUCCAGUAAGAAACAGGCUCUAGAAAAGGAAGAAGGGAAUGAAUCCGAUAGAUCAUCGUACUCCGGUGAGUCAGAAUCAGAUGAUGAUGACAUGGCAGCUGAUGUUGAGCGGCAGUUUUUUGCAAUGUAA